AUGGACCUCAUACACGAAGCUCCUCGAAGUUCGUCCAUAGUACGGGUAGAUGAGGACGACGAUCAAGUAGGAGAACGCAGCACGUCUAGGCAUAUUCCCGAACAGGUGUCUGAUAACCUCAAGGAGACCCCGCUCCCGAAGCUACAGCUUUUCCUACUCCUGUACCUGCAGCUGGCUGAACCGGUGACGUCCACUGUUGUUUACCCUUUCGUGAACCAACUCGUGCGCCAAACAGGUGUGACCGGUGGCGAUGACGAGAAGACGGGAUAUUUUGCAGGCCUCAUCGAAUCAUCUUUCUAUGCUACGGAGGCCAUUUGUGUCCUGCAGUGGGGCCGAGCGUCGGAUAGAAUUGGCCGCAAGCCGGUCAUGCUUGGUGGGCUCCUUGGAUUGACACUAUCGAUGCUUGGUUUGGGCCUCUCGAGGACAUACUGGGCUCUCAUCCUGAGCCGUUGCGCCGAAGGAGCGUUGAACGGAAACAUAGGAGUAACGAACAGUAUGAUGGCAGAAAUCACGGAUAGCACAAACAGAGCGAGAGGAUUUGCGUUCCUACCCAUGAUCUGGUCACUGGGCAGUACUAUUGGACCAAUCCUCGGAGGCGUGUUGUCAACUCCCGCAGAGCGUUGGCCUGGAACAUUCAGAUCGCGCUUCUGGACAACCUAUCCAUACUUUCUGCCAUGUAUUGCCGCGGCAUGCAUUUCGCUCAGUGCCUUUAUGAUGGCCUCUCUAGGCUUAAAAGAGACCCUUCCGAGGACAAAGCGCAGGCUCGAACACCGAACUGACACCAUGGUUUCCGCUGACCACCACGCAAUCCGGCCUCCUCAUCAUAUCCAUGGCUCUGGGCCCGGAGACCUCACAGCGGUUGGAACAGCGCUCGAGCUGACAGAGCCAAGACGAGAAAUACGCCCAACAUCUACCAACGCUGCGAUCGCUGAUGCAACGGCCAUCGAGGAAAAUGCAGAGGUCAACCUCCCGGAUAGACAAAAUGCGAAGAUCAGCAUUCGAUCGAUUCUCGUGCCGAGAGUUCUAUUACCCAUCCUGAACUACGGCUUCCUGGCCUUUACGGAUCAGUGUGUCGUUGUGCUACUCCCGCUCAUGUACUCCAGCCCGAUCUCCCAAGGGGGCCUCGGCUUCGGCUCGUUUACCAUCGGCAUUGUCCAGGGGGUCGCCGGCGUUGUCAGCGGUGUCCUCCAGAUCUUCACGUUCGCCUGGAUGCACCGAAAAUUCGGCACGAAAAGGCUCUACAUCGCAUCCUUCGCGAGCUACCUCUUCUGCAUCUGCGCGUUCCCUUUGCUGAGUUUCCUGGCAAAGCGCGACGGCAGGGUCUCCGCUGCGGUGUGGAGUAUGAUCGUGGUGCAGAACGCUGCGUAUGCUGCCACCUUCAUGACAUGGGGCUGCAUAUUCAUGUACAUCAGCGAUGCCGCACCAAAUCAGCACGCACUGGGCCUCACGAACGGACUCGCACAGACGACCGCGUCUGUUGUCCGCGCGCUUGCCCCGUCUACAGCGUCCUCGCUAUUUUCUGUCUCGUUGGAGAAGAACAUAGCCCGGGGGACCCUUGUCUACUGGAUCCUCACCAGUACUGCCGCGGUCGGGGUUGCAGCUGCCUUCCGAUUGCCACGAGAGCUUCUGGGGUUUGGGAAUGUGGCAGAGAGGAAUCCAGCCACCGCCACAGGAACACCUGCAGUCGAUGUGUGGGCUAUCAUGCCGCAGCCGGAAAAUCCCCAGGAAAGCUUUGGGCAGCGUGAUGAGAAAGCGGGGCCUCACCCUCACCAGCCGACGCAGCCCAAGGGCGACGAUGUAGGCGUGUUGACCGACAGAUUGAACCAAGACCCUCGUUUCAAUCCUCCUCCACCGUCCAAGUGGAAGCGCGCUGCCCUUGUGUUUGUCCUCGUCAUCUUAUUCUGGUUUGCGCUGGCCACGCGCGCGCGGAUGAAUAGGAAGCCCACCGUUGUCUACGCCGAUCGGUACUCUAAGGAUUAUAAGUAUCGCCCUGCGGCGAGCCCCAUCAUUACGGAGGUGCUGAAGGACGGGCGGACUCGGCUGAGAGGUGCCAUGCCGACAGCCUUGGAAUAGUGAAGCAACCUGCAGUCGACGACUGAAACCAUCGCAUUCCUUUACAAUAAUGUUAUACCAUUCGUUUCCACCCGGCCUUCCCAUUACACCGUUCUUCAUCAACGUCAUUGGACUGUCAAAUUCUGCCGUGUGGUCUUCGUACAUACAGACAGACGGUCGGGCAUAUCCGUGGCAUGUCCGUAAUUAUCGGUCAGUCUCAAGGGGCUGGUGACCUAUUCGAUGAAAUUUAACAGAGUACUUUGAUACGUGUUCGAAUUAUAAGAACCCUCGUGCAGUAUU
Messenger RNA from Postia placenta MAD-698-R-SB12, 2352 nucleotides. RefSeq lists its product as hypothetical. The transcript is spliced from 9 exons. Gene Ontology annotation, biological process: transmembrane transport. Bases 1 to 2073 code for a protein of 690 amino acids. NCBI's taxonomy places the organism in Eukaryota, Fungi, Basidiomycota, Agaricomycetes, Polyporales, Adustoporiaceae. The record is from RefSeq and is a predicted model, not a curated record. Gene Ontology annotation, molecular function: transmembrane transporter activity.